UUUGACCAUUAAGACACACACAACAUUUGACCUUCUAGAUUGCAUCAAUUUCUUUCUCCUUAUAAAAACACCACCAACCAUUAUCACCACAACCAUCUAUCUAUAAGAGAUCAUCGCCGCCUUUGCCUCAGCCGUCAUCAAAUUCCGAGUUUUCAAGAAGUAACAGAAAUGCCUCCUUUUGCUACAACCAUGACCUAUCAAAUGGAGAACCUUAAUAUUCUUGGUUGUGGAAUUAGUCCACAAUCGGAUGUAGUUACAAUUGAUGUUGGUGGCCAAAUCUUUCAGACCACAAGGCAAACUCUAGCUCUAGCUGGCUCAAAAUCUUUGUUCUCUCAACUCGCUGAGUCUACUCAACUGGGUCCUCGAUUUAUAGACCGAGACCCGGAGUUGUUCGCUAUACUUCUUUCUUUGUUAAGAACUGGGAAUCUUCCUUCAAAGGCUAAAGCUUUUGAUCUUCAAGAUUUGAUUGCAGAGUCUAAAUUUUAUAAUAUUGAGUCUCUUUUAGUAAACUCUUUAUCUAAUCCUUCUCAAUUUGAUGCAUUUAACCUCGAAAAGUCAAUGACUUUGCCGUUGAACGGCAGAGAUUUUGCUUCUACCAUGGCCACGACGCCGUUUGGGACCUUGCACGUUGCUCAUGGCAGUAAAAUUACGUCUUUUGAUUGGGCUCUGCGCAGGAAGUCAACGAUCCUAACCCAGUUCACGGCGAUCGAUUCUCUCUUGGCGAUUUCCCCCAAUCUAGCUGCCGCGGGAGCCACAGACUUCUCGGGUAUGCAAAUUCUUGAUCUUGAAAAGGGUUAUGUUAGGGAUACUCUGUGUUGGGAGAACGCGACCCGAUCGAGCUCGACGGUUCAAGCAAUCGGGUCCUCGCCAGAGUUCUUGUUGACAAGUUUUGAAUCGGGUCGUAGAAAUUCAAACUCGAUUAUGGUCUAUGACUUGCAAUCGCUUGCCCCAGUAACAGAGAUUGCUCAUUGCGAGAUAUACGGGGCAGAUCUUGACUCGGCUAUUCCAGCCACGAAACUGAAGUGGGUAGAGAGUUAUAAUGUGGUAAUGGCAUCUGGGUCUCACAGCGGGCCCUCUGGUAUACUGGGGAAUGUGAAGUUGUGGGAUAUAAGGUCUGGAAAUGUGGUUUGGGAAUUGAAAGAGAGAGUUGAUUGUUUCUCUGAUAUUACUGUUUCUGAUAAUUUAUCGGCAAUAUUUAAAGUUGGUGUAAAUUCAGGAGAGGUCUUUUACACAGAUUUGAGGAAGUUAGGUAGUGGGGACAGUAAUCCUUGGGUUUGCUUGGGGGAUAAGAGGAAAGUGAUGAAUGUCAAGAAAGAAGGUGUUGGGUCCAAAAUUGAGGCUCAUGGGAAUCAAGUAUUUUGUAGUAAAGGAGGGGAUUUGGAGCUUUGGUCAGAGGUUGCCAUGAAUUCUUCGAAGAAAACUGAAGAUAGGGUGUUCAGGAAGAAUUUGAUGGGGAGAGUGAAGGAUAUCGGAGGAUCAAAGAUAACCAACUUGGCUUUUGGAGGGAGCAAAAUGUUCGUGACUCGUAAGGAUCAACAAUAUGUUGAGGUUUGGCAGAGCUCUGUAAGGGGGUUUUAGAUUUUGCAAAUUGCUUUAGUUAGGGUUUGGUAGAUAAUUUUGAAGACAUUUAUUCUCGUUAAACAUUGUGCAUUUUGUACUAUAUGUCUUAAUUUGAUUCAUACAAUUGUAAAUGUACUGUAUUACAUCUAAAAAAUUGCAAUGUGAUUAAUUCAUUAUGAUUGGUUUGAGAUCAA
Messenger RNA from Jatropha curcas, 1754 nucleotides. Its product is annotated as BTB/POZ domain with WD40/YVTN repeat-like protein. NCBI's taxonomy places the organism in Eukaryota, Viridiplantae, Streptophyta, Magnoliopsida, Malpighiales, Euphorbiaceae. Gene Ontology annotation, biological process: protein homooligomerization. The record is from RefSeq and is a predicted model, not a curated record. Gene Ontology annotation, molecular function: protein binding.